This is a messenger RNA of Eucalyptus grandis, 1378 nucleotides long. RefSeq names its product F-box/kelch-repeat protein At5g43190. The transcript has a single exon. Bases 59 to 1213 code for a protein of 384 amino acids. Gene Ontology annotation, molecular function: protein binding. The record is from RefSeq and is a predicted model, not a curated record. Lineage: Eukaryota; Viridiplantae; Streptophyta; Magnoliopsida; Myrtales; Myrtaceae.
AACGCUUCAUCGUUCCCUGUUCUGGCAGCGAUAUCUGAUCGAGGAAAGGGCCACCACCAUGCACGGGAGGCGAGCAGCACCGCCGCCGUCGCCGACCCGGAUCGUCGAAAUGGAUCCCAGGAUCUGGAGCCUGCUGCCCCGGGAGCUGCUCGAGCACCUCCUCUCCUUCCUUCCCCUCAGGGCCUUCCUCCCGCUCCGCUCCACCUGCAAGCACUUCAACUCCCUACUCUUCGCUCCUUCCUUCGUCUCCAGACACUCCUCCUCCUCCACGUCUCUCUCCUCCUUCCUCCUCCUCUCCCACCCCAACUGCCCCCAGCACUACCCGCUCUACGACUCCACCGCCGGCGCGUGGCACUCCUCCGCCCUCUCCCCCUCCCUCCUCCUCCCCACCUCCAAGAACUCCUCCCUCAUCUCCGCCUCCAACGGCCUCCUCUGCUUCUCCCUCCCCAACUCCUCCUCCUUCCUCAUAUGCAACCUCCUGACCCGGUCCCGGCGGGAGAUCAAGUUCCCGUCCUUCCCCUUCGUCUUCGAGCUCCUCACCUUCGUCUCCACCCCGAAGCUCGGCUACCGGAUCCUCAUCCUCGCCUCCGGCUCCUCCCGGUUCGAAGCGUUCCUGUACGACUCCAGAUUCCACUCCUGGCGGAAAGUCAACGGGUUUGACCGGAUCCUGGGCGAAACCUACCACCAGGAGGGCGCGUACUUCGACGGGCGCCUCUACUUCGCGACGGCGGAGCCAUUCUCGAUCGUGCGCUUCGACCCGGAGGCCGGGACGACGGAGCGCUGCGGGCCCGAGCUGCUGCCGCCGCCGCCCCACCAGCUCACCUUCGCGAGGCUGGUGAGCGACGGCGGCGAGAGGCUGUACCUGGUGGGGGGGAUCGGGGAGAACGGGAUAGCGAGGGGCAUGAAGCUGUGGGCGCUGCGCGGCGGCGGAGGAGGAGGAGGAUUAUCGGGGAGGUGGGAGGAGGUGGAGAGCUUGCCGGAGCCGAUGUGCCGGAAAUUCAUGUCGGUGUGCUACCACAACUACGAGCACGUGUACUGCUUCUGGCACCAGGGGAUGGUGUGCAUCUGCUGCUACACCUGGCCGGAGAUUCUGUACUACAGGGCUUCGAGGCGGACGUGGCACUGGUUGCCCAAGUGCCCGUCGCUCCCGGAGAAGUGGAGCUGCGGCUUUAAGUGGUACUCCUUUCUUCCAGAGAUAUCCGCCAUGGCUUGAGGCUUCUAGGCUCGAGCUUUGUUCUAUAAAACCUCGAAUCGCAUUACAAUUAGCCUGCCGUCCCGUCUGUUGAAAUAAAUUAAAGUCGCAGUUUUUGCGCUAGUAUUGCACAGAUCAGAAUCACGACGCUCUGUUCUAUAAAAUCUCGAUUCAUUUCGUGUUGCA